This is a messenger RNA of Telopea speciosissima, 858 nucleotides long. Its product is annotated as CASP-like protein 3A1. NCBI's taxonomy places the organism in Eukaryota, Viridiplantae, Streptophyta, Magnoliopsida, Proteales, Proteaceae. The coding region runs from base 49 to 681 and encodes 210 amino acids. The transcript has 3 exons. The record is from RefSeq and is a predicted model, not a curated record.
AUUUCCAGUGUUUGGGUUUGUGUUUCUGUUCAUACUUGGCGGUGGGAAAUGACGAACGGCCGGAAAAGCCCAUCGGAGGGUGGGAUCCAGAUGCCGGAAGCUAAGUUUGCAACGGAGAGUGCUACCAUGAGUGGGCCUCUUGUUUCGGGGUCUGAUCACAGAGCUCGACUCAAGACUGACAUGGCUCACACCAUCCUGCGCUUCCUUUGUCUUCUUUCUUCUUUAAUCUCUCUGUGUUUCAUGGCUUCGGCUAAGCAAUCGGCCAAUGUCUCUAUCUACGGCUUCAGCUUCCCCGUCUACUCCAAGUGGUCCUUCGCUCACUCCUUUGAAUAUCUGCUCGGAAUGUCAGCAGCUGUCGCCGCCCAUUCGCUGCUGCAACUGCUUCUCAGCAUGUCUAAGCUGUACAAGAAGUUGCCGGUAAUUCCUUCACGGAAUCACGCUUGGCUUAUUUUCGCGGGCGAUCAGGUCUUUGCAUAUGCAAUGAUGAGUGCAGCAUCAGCUGCAUCUGGAGUGACCAAUCUGAACCGAACUGGAAUCAGGCAUACACCUCUCCCAGACUUCUGUAAGCCACUACAUCGCUUCUGUGAACACAUUGCCUUGUCAAUAGCCUUUGGUUUCUUGAGCUGCAUCGUGCUUGCGAUCUCUACCAUUCUUGAUGUGGUCUGGCUCUCUAAGUUCUGAAUUUCAUCAAACAAUAAAUAUCUGAUAUUAUGUACCCGUAAGAAAAUUAUAGUUUAAUAAUGCCUUUUUUCUUUGUUUGUCUCCAGAAAAUGGUUAGACCGGGUACAUAUGCUAGUAAAUAUAAUCUCUGUUAUUUGUAUCCUCUGUGAAGAACAUCAGCCCGUUUAUUUGUAAUGC